AUGGCGCACAGCGGAAGAGAAAACGAGCCGGCCACCAAAUCGCCUGUGUCACAGGGCGAAAGUCCCACGCCGCCUGUGCCUCGGGGCGACCUUCCCAAGCUACGUGUUUCGUCACCCACUGACCGGCCAGCUUCUUCGCCUUACAUCGACCCCGCCACUGGCGAAGCUAUUCCUAUAGAAAAAGGAGACUGGCGACGGACGGGUGUUAUUGAAAAGCCGACACAGCUUCAGAACGACCAGCCGGUCGCUCACGAGAGAAAUGCAUUGGACCCCAAUCAACUGGACUUCGGUAUAGAGAGACAAGAGAGCCGUCUUCCGGAUGAGGGGGAGGUUGACUUUUGA
Molecule: messenger RNA, 342 nt
Organism: Besnoitia besnoiti
Lineage: Eukaryota; Apicomplexa; Conoidasida; Eucoccidiorida; Sarcocystidae
Exons: 2
Coding region: 1-342 (113 amino acids)
Source: RefSeq, a predicted model, not a curated record